This is a messenger RNA of Thalassophryne amazonica, 1167 nucleotides long. RefSeq names its product transmembrane protein 180-like. Bases 1 to 1167 code for a protein of 388 amino acids. The transcript is spliced from 5 exons. The record is from RefSeq and is a predicted model, not a curated record. NCBI's taxonomy places the organism in Eukaryota, Metazoa, Chordata, Actinopteri, Batrachoidiformes, Batrachoididae.
AUGCAGGGAGAAGGAGCUCCAGGAGUGACCAGCAGGUUGCUGAAGAAGCUCAGACUGAGUCCACCAGCUGUGGCUUAUUCAAUGACCACUCUGGGAGCAACGCUGAUCAACAGCGUCUUCAGCUUCUACUAUGUCAAACUGUUCGUCAACAAGUAUGAGAUAUCAGAGGGAGCCUUCCACCACUCACAGGUUGUAUACAUGGUGUGGAAUGCAGUGAACGACCCUCUAUUUGGCUACCUGCAAGACCAUUCUAAGUUGGCAUGUUGCAUGAAACGGCGCCUCUCCAUCCUGUAUGGCGCUCCACUCUACUCACUGACAUUUCUCCUCCCGUGGUUUCCCUGGCGCUCCUACAGCUCUGGUGAUUGGCUGAGUGGCGUGCACUUGGUGGUGGCACAGUGUGCGUUUGAUGGGAUGCUGACCUUUGUGCUGCUGGCACAGUGUGCCCUCUUUGCUGAAAUGUCUGCCCACCAUCAGAGCCACCUACAGCUUGUGAAGUACCAACAGGUAGCUUCUCUCAUUGGUUCGUCCAGUAUCCUCUUUUGUGGCGUGGUGUCCAAUAAUAUGGACAAUUUUGCAGCCUUCCAAGCCUUCACGGUGGUGAUGGCUCUCGUCAGCUGUGGCUGCAUGAUGUACUCGGGCUUCCACAGCGAGAGCCACUUUGAUAACAAGGGAUCUGAAGCGGAUGAACUGGGGUGUGCUGACAGUCACUCGGCAUUUUCAUUCUCUGGGUUGAAAGUUUUGUUGUUGCAGAUUUUGACCAACAGGGACUUCCAGAUGUUUGUGUUGAUGAACUUCUUCCAGGUUUUCUUGUUGGCUUUUUGGACGGAUUUUACCAUAAUAUUUACCGAUAACCUAAUUCCUCAACAAGUGUUGCCACCUCUCGCCAGAAGCAUCAUGUAUGGAACUGGAUUCAUGUGCCCACAGCUGUUAGUGUUGAGCUGUCAGGGUCUGCUCCGCCGCUUCGGGUACUACAGGGUCAUCUUAUGGAUCUUCUGCGUGGAGCUGGGAAUGGCUGCAUUCAUGCUGGCACUGGGCUCAGGGCAGUACCACAUCCUGGCUUUGUUCCUCACACUUAACAUGAUCAUUGUUCAUGCUACUUUCAGUGUUUUCAACUUGCCUUUGGCUGACAUCAUUGACAAAGAUCUCCAGAAGUACAAACGCAGGUAA